This is a messenger RNA of Cordyceps fumosorosea ARSEF 2679, 1545 nucleotides long. RefSeq lists its product as hypothetical. Gene Ontology annotation, molecular function: DNA-binding transcription factor activity, RNA polymerase II-specific. The record is from RefSeq and is a predicted model, not a curated record. Gene Ontology annotation, biological process: regulation of transcription by RNA polymerase II. The transcript has a single exon. NCBI's taxonomy places the organism in Eukaryota, Fungi, Ascomycota, Sordariomycetes, Hypocreales, Cordycipitaceae. The coding region runs from base 1 to 1545 and encodes 514 amino acids.
AUGAAUCUCUCUUUCGCCCACAACGGCCGGCUGCGGUACGAUGAAGCCCACGGCGUACUCAUCUGCGUAAAAUGCCGAUACGCGGUGCAGAAGAGCGCCGUCGAGAGCCACCUCCUCCGGCAUAAGGUCUACCGCGGCGAGCGGCGGACGCUCCUCGCGGCCAUCACGCGCCUGCACCUCGCGGAACCCGACGAGGUGAGGGUGCCGAGCGGCCACGGCGGCCUCCUCCCGGCCCCGGUCGAGGGGCUCGCCAUCAUCCCGGGCUAUCGCUGCGCGGCCGACGGAUGCGAGGCGCUCUGCGCGAGCGACAAGCGCAUGCGCCGCCACUGGAGCGAGGUUCACGGCACGACGGACCGCCCGCCCGCCGCCAUGGCCACCGAGGCGCACCUGCAGACCUUCUUCCGCGGCACCAAGCUCAAGUACUUUCAGGUCCUCCGGGUGGACGAUCCGGCUCCAUUGCCGUUGCCAUCCUCGGGCAUUUCUACCCCUAGCUCGCAUACUCCGUCAUCGGCCGCCACCGCGGAAGCCGGACCACAAGAUGCCGCCUCAGACGCGGUGGUUUCGGAGCGGCCUGCCGCUGCUGCUGCUGCGCCGCCACCGCUGCUUGUCGAGAUGGAAACGCUGCAAUACUUUCACCACUUUGCCAGCGCCACCAGCCUGACGCUUCCCACCAGCCUCGACAAAGGCACAGCCUACUGGCAGACUGACACCGUCGCCCGCGCCUUGCAGGCUCGUUGGCUGAUGUGCAUGGUCCUUGCCGUGGCAGCCACACACAAGUGCGCCGAGGAGCGUGAUCCGGAGGCGCGACGGAUGCACCACGACAGGGCCGCGCAGUUCCAGGCCGAGCUCUCGAGCACCUGGUUGGCGCAGACAAGCGUCGUCCAGGGUCCGACAUUGGAUCGGUGCGCGCAACUCCGCUGCGUCCUGGGUCUUUGCCAGAUCACAGGUCUGUCGAGUGCCCCAGGAAGCGAAGUCGAGCGGCUGGAAUGGUCGCUCCUCACCAGCGCCAUCCGCGGCUGUCGGGACCCCUCUAUAGCCCUUCUCAUGACCCUGUGCCCGUCACCGGCGCCGACCCCAAUCCCGGUCCCGGCCGAGUCGCGGGUGCUGGCGGCCGGCGUGCCCAACAAGGCGCCGCCGACGCUGCUCAAGAGCCUGCGGGAGCUGCCGUUCCGCAUGGUCGUGGCGUUGAGCAAGCCGGACAGUCACGAGGACCUCGUCGCCGUCGUCUCCGCCAUCGAGAUCCUCACUGACUGCUACGUGGUCAGCCACGCGGCCGACGACGACGACGGCGCGGCGGCCUGGCUCGGCCUGGAGUGUUGGCUGCGCGAGCUGCCGCCGCACUUCAACGCCAUGAUCGAGCGACAGGCCCCCGCGGCGCUUAUAGUGCUGGCGCACUGGUGCCAGCUGGUAAGGCGCGCCGAGACGUACUUUUGGUUCCUUCGGGGGCUGGGGGACAAGGUGGUGCGCGGCAUCCUGAAUCAGGUCCCCGACGACGCGUCGAUCCGUGAGCUGAUCGAGGCCUGUCGUGGUUCUCUAGAAGAAUAG